This is a messenger RNA of Guillardia theta CCMP2712, 2009 nucleotides long. RefSeq lists its product as hypothetical. The record is from RefSeq and is a predicted model, not a curated record. The transcript is spliced from 9 exons. NCBI's taxonomy places the organism in Eukaryota, Cryptophyceae, Pyrenomonadales, Geminigeraceae. Bases 1 to 1773 code for a protein of 590 amino acids. Gene Ontology annotation, molecular function: ATP hydrolysis activity; ATP binding.
AUGGAGAAAAUCGCUCUGACCUUCAAGAAUCAGGACGUCCUCAAGGAUUGCAGUUGGUCGGUACAGACAGGUGAUCGAGUCGGAUUGGUUGGGGCAAACGGUGGUGGCAAAACAACACAGCUUCGUGUGCUUUAUGGAGAGCUUGAACCAGAUUCAGGCGACAUCGUCAAGUCAUCUGCUGACCUUCGUCUUGCAUUUUUGAGGCAGGAGUUCGUUGACGACCUGGUGCUGACCAGAACUUUGAAAGAAGAGUUGAUGUCUGUUUUUGGAGAAGAGGCAAAGGUGCUUAGCGAAAUCGAGGAGGCGGAAAACGAGCUCUCCCAGUGCAAGGAUGAUAUGGAGAAGAUGCAGACAAUCCUCGACAGAAUGCAGGAGCUGCAGAACAAAGCCGAUUCGAUGGGGGUGACGGGGCUUGAUGCAAGAGUGGAAAGGAUCAUGAACUUGAUGGGAUUCUCUCCAGAAGAAGGAGACCAGCUUGUUGCUGCUUUCAGUGGCGGAUGGAAGAUGCGUAUCGGUUUGGGAAAGAUUCUUCUCACUGAGCCAAACAUCCUCCUGCUCGAUGAGCCGACAAAUCAUUUGGACCUUGAAAGCAUUGAGUGGAUGGAAUCCUUCUUGAUCAAUCAGAACAUUCCAAUGGUCAUUGUGAGUCACGAUCGUGAGUUUUUGGACAGGGUCUGCACGAAGAUCGUGGAUUGCGAGCAAGGAGUCACGAAUACGUACGAUGGCAACUAUUCCCGAUUCUUGAAGUUGAAGAAGGAGAGAAUGGAAGCAUGGCAGAAGUCAUACGACAAUCAGAUGAAGAAGGUGAAAGCAGAGAAAGACUGGAUCAACAGGUUCAAAGUGGGUGCUCAGGCGUCUCAAGCUGCUUCGCGACAAGCCAAGCUUGAGAAGUGGAUGGCGUCUGAAGAGUUCUUUCGGUUUCCAUCUGCUCCUAGAAUGGGCAAUGCCGAAGCUGUUGUCAACGUAAAGAACCUGGAGCAUGGAUAUGAGAUGCAAGGGAAAGAAAUCCUCUUCAAGGAUGUGGAAUUCAACCUUGAGAAGGGAGACAGGGUGGCGUUGAUCGGACCGAAUGGUUGCGGGAAGUCAACGUUUCUGCGAUUGAUUGUAGGAAAGGAAGAGCCUCGAUCUGGCGAGAUCAAGCUUGGAGGUGGAAUGAACCUGGCUGUGAACUACUACGAGCAGAAUCAAGCUGAUGUUCUGGAUCCCGAGAUGACGGUCCUUGAAGUGAUCAAGGAAGCCUCUGAUGGUUCGGUGGAGUAUGAAGAGAUCAGGAAACUCUUGGGGCAGUUUUUGUUCAAGGGAGACACGGUCGAAAAGAAGAUCGCUAUGCUCUCAGGUGGAGAGAAAGCUCGCGUUGCCCUCUGCAGGAUGAUGCUUCGACCGGCCAACCUUCUUGUGCUGGACGAGCCAACCAACCACUUGGACAUUCCAGCCAAGGAGAUGCUGGAAGAAGCGCUCAAGUUCUACGACGGCACCCUGCUGGUCAUCUCUCACGAUCGAUACUUCGUGAGUCAAGUCGCCAACAUAAUCGCGGCCUUUGAGGACAAGAAGCUUGUUCGUUACAACGGAGAUUACAAGCACUACAUGGACCAGAAUGAGAAGUGGGCCAAACAGGUCGAGUCCAGGUAUGUCGACGGCUUGGAAGGCAUCCAAGAGCUCGUGCUGCCUGAGGUUGAGAUUGACAAGCCCAAGAAGACCAAGAACUUCGGCGGCAGUGCGGUGACGAGUGGCAGAAAGGACAAGGGAGUUAAGAAUGCAAAGCGCAUGCAAUGAGGGGAGACGCGAGUCUCUUGACUGAAGACGCUGAUUUCGGAGCUUUGUAGCAAGCGCAAGGAUUACGGCGACCCCGCGUAGUUGAGAACUUAGAGCAAGUGGACGAGAACACGCGGAUGAUGGCAGAUGAUGAAGAGCGAGUAGAUUUAUGGAAGAAUCUAACAUGAAUGCCUUGAAGAUGUAUGAUGUAGACGUCAUGCCGUCUGUCUUCGGGAAUAAAGGUUGUCAUGACGCCG